AUGGAUGACUGGGACAACAGUGAUGAACUCAUUCAGCGACUGGAUUUUUCUAGUUGUGGUGAAGAGAGUGAGGGUAGAAGUGUGGAUGAGGAGGAUGCCCAGAGCUCAAGCCCUGCCAGGAGCUGUGAGUUCCGGCCUUGGCAAGGCAGCAGUCCUCUGCCACCAACCCCUCAGGGCAAGCUUAAUGAGAUUUUCCUGAAGAGUACAAAAGCCUGGAUGAGUCCUACCCUGAGUGCUUCCCCAGCUAUGAGCAAGAGACCAAGUAAUGCUGAGACGCCACUACACAUCACCUGGAAAAAGCUGCAGCUGUGUGACACUCCGCACACCCCCAAGAGCCUGUUGUCAAAGGCAACUUCUUCUUCAUCCGAGACAAAGGUCCCACCCAAAGGCUUCCGACAUCUGAGAUUUACUCCUGGUGCUGACUCUGAUGACUCUGCCCAAGCUCCUCAUGUCAACAUUAAUCCCUUUACCCCAGAGUCAUAUCGACAAAUGCUCUUCCUUCCUAAUGCCAAGGGGAAGACCGGAGGACAGCUGAGGAAUUCUGAUCCAGGAAGCCAGAAGGAGCAGGAGCUUUCUGUAAAGAGAUACCAUCUGAAAGAGAGCAAUAUGGUUUCCCGCUACAAGAAGGAGUUCCUGGAACUGGAAAAAAUUGGUGUGGGGGAAUUUGGCUCUGUCUACAAGUGCAUCAAACGCCUUGAUGGAUGUGUUUAUGCCAUCAAACGCUCCAAAAGGCCUCUGGCAGGAUCCUCAGAUGAGCAGCUGGCACUGCGUGAGGUCUAUGCCCACGCUGUCCUCGGACACCACCCCCAUGUUGUGCGCUACUACUCGGCAUGGGCAGAGGAUGACCACAUGAUCAUCCAAAAUGAACACUGCAAUGGUGGGAGUCUCCAAGAUGCACUUCUGGAAAAUGCAAAGCUUGGUCAGUAUUUCCCAGAAGCAAAACUGAAAGAAAUAUUGCUGCAAGUCUCCAUGGGGCUAAAAUACAUCCACAACUCUGGUCUUGUGCACCUGGAUAUCAAACCUAGUAAUAUCUUCAUCUGUCACAAACUGGCAGUCGAGAGCCCUGCUGGGCAGGAAGAGAGUGACAGUGAAGAUGAACUCACACCUGGUGUGGUGUAUAAAAUUGGUGACCUUGGCCAUGUGACAUCAAUAUCAAACCCCCAGGUGGAGGAAGGAGAUAGAAGGUUCUUGGCCAACGAGAUUUUGCAAGAGGAUUAUUGCUAUUUGCCAAAAGCAGACAUCUUUGCCUUGGCACUCACAGUAGCUCUAGCAGCUGGCGCAGAACCACUGCCUCAUAACGGGGAUAUGUGGCAUCACAUCCGCAAAGGCUAUCUCCCACCAAUCCCCCAGAAGCUUCCUCAUCCCUUUUUUGAACUCCUUGAGCUCAUGAUCCAUCCUGACCCAGUGGAAAGACCUUCUGCCACAGCUCUUACUAAACAUCCAGUGCUCUGUCCUUCACGUGGAAAAGCUGCAGAGCUCCAGAAGCAGCUAAAUGUGGAGAAGUGCAAGAUUGCCAUGUUGGAAAGGAGCGACGGCAGCAUGCUGCGGCGACCGGCGUGGCAGGUGCUUCGUCAGUUUGUAAGGCAUGAUUCUGAUACAGUUGGCUCAUUGGUGCUUGAAAGAUCCAUGAAUCGUGUUCAGUUACUUGGUCGGGUUGGGCAGGACCCUAUCAUGAGGCAAGUGGAUGGAAAGAAUCCUGUUACCAUAUUUUCUCUUGCAACCAAUGAGAUGUGGCGAACAGGGGAAAGUGAGGUAAACCAGGGAGGUGAUAUCAGUCAGAAGACGACAUGGCACAGGAUCUCUGUCUUCAGGCCGGGCCUCAGGGAUGUUACGUAUCAGUAUGUGAAGAAGGGUUCUCGAAUCUACGUUGAAGGGAAGAUAGACUACGGUGAAUACACAGAUAAAAACAACGUGAGGCGGCAGGCCACAACCAUUAUAGCAGAUAAUGUAAUUUUUCUGAGUGAUGGUGGUGUGAAAGAAAAGGUGUGAGGUCAUUAGUGCUUGGAUCCAGGCCAUUUCAUUCCUUUUGUUUUACAGUGCUUCAUAAUUCUGUGAUCAUGUAUAUUGCUGUAGCUUCUUCAAAGACCAAAUAAAACGUUUGGUACCUAUAGGGUAUCUGUGUGUUUUGUUUUCUUAGUGCUUAGGGCAUCAUUAUUACAUGGAUUGACACGAUGGCUAUGACACUUCUCGUCUCAGUACCUUGUCAGUGUGAUGCCUAUCGUUUGCCAUCAGGAGGAGCUGGAGGAAUUACUGCCUUGGCUUUCCUUCUGAGAGGCCUGCGAUUGUGUGUGGAAAAACAUUCCUGCUCCAGGCUUUUCACUGGAUGUGGGAGUGGUGUGUUUUGCUGUACCAUUGUUUUAUUGUCAGAUUGAGAAUUACUAGUGUGGUUAGUAAAAGAAUGCACAAGCGAAAGGUGUACCUUUGUUACGUGGAGAAGUGGUUAAUUACUCACUAAUGCGGUGUGAAGAGGGAAAGAAAAUGUUAGAGGUGAGAAUUUCCUGCAUUCCAGGCUUGUGGGGUUCUGUAUCUUCACUCUCUGAGCCCAGCAGGGAGCAUCCUUAGCUUCUGCUCUUCUUCCCCUUACUGAAUUAUAAU
Molecule: messenger RNA, 2595 nt
Organism: Dryobates pubescens (Downy woodpecker)
Lineage: Eukaryota; Metazoa; Chordata; Aves; Piciformes; Picidae
Product: single-stranded DNA-binding protein, mitochondrial
Exons: 16
Coding region: 1-1989 (662 amino acids)
Biological process (GO): mitochondrial DNA replication; positive regulation of helicase activity; regulation of meiosis I
Cellular component (GO): mitochondrial nucleoid
Molecular function (GO): ATP binding; single-stranded DNA binding; protein kinase activity
Source: RefSeq, a predicted model, not a curated record